AUGAUAGAAUUUGUCCUGUUUUUAGGGUUAUGUUUUGCUUUGGGGGGGUUAGCAGUUGCAUCUAAUCCUUCUCCGUAUUAUGGGGUGUUAGGGUUGGUUGUGGCAGCUGUUGCUGGGUGUGGUUGGCUGGUCAGCUUGGGGGUUUCUUUUGUGUCCUUGGUGCUUGUUAUGGUUUACUUGGGAGGGAUGUUGGUGGUGUUUGUUUACUCGGUGUCGUUGGCAGCGGAUCCUUAUCCGGAGGCUUGGGCUAGUUGAGGGGUUGUUGGCUAUGGCUUUGGCAUGGGCUUGGUUGUUGUGGUGGGUUUCGUUGUGAGUGGUGUGGUGGGAUUGCUGGGGGAUGAGGGCACGGUGAAUAAUGGUGGUUUGUUAUCGGUUCGGUCGGAUUUCAGCGGGGCGGCCCUGCUUUACUCGGAUGGGGUUGGGUUAUUGUUGGUUGGGGGGUGGGGGCUGUUGCUGACUUUGUUUGUGGUGUUGGAGCUUGUGCGGGGUUUAUCUCGGGGGGCCAUUCGGGCGGUUUAA
Passer montanus (Eurasian tree sparrow) is the source of this 519-nucleotide messenger RNA. Lineage: Eukaryota; Metazoa; Chordata; Aves; Passeriformes; Passeridae. The record is from the annotation of a RefSeq genome assembly.